AUGGGCUUGGCCGCACGACCGAUGCUACCACGGAUCACUCAGCUCUCCAUCUCAGUGCCAAUCACCUUCAUCUACGGUGGACAAUCUUGGCUUAACAUGUCCACAGGUCUUCGUGUUCGGGCCAACCGACCACAGUCAUAUGUGGACGUCAUGGUUAUCGAGGAUGGCGGCCACCAUGCCUAUGCCGAGUACGCCGACGCGUUCAACGAUUACGUAAAUGCUGUUGCUAACCUGGUUGAUGAGGGUUACGAGUUUCGUCCAGGCAGUGAGGACCUUGUCCGCUUUGAGAAAUCGACGCAGUCGAUUUACCGUCCUCGUGCUGGCUCUUUUCGUGCACGCGAAGAAAGUCGGAAGACAGCCAGGACCUAG
Molecule: messenger RNA, 369 nt
Organism: Dibothriocephalus latus
Lineage: Eukaryota; Metazoa; Platyhelminthes; Cestoda; Diphyllobothriidea; Diphyllobothriidae
Source: the annotation of a GenBank genome assembly